Messenger RNA from Parasteatoda tepidariorum (common house spider), 1465 nucleotides. RefSeq names its product guanine nucleotide-binding protein G(s) subunit alpha. Gene Ontology annotation, molecular function: G-protein beta/gamma-subunit complex binding; GTPase activity; G protein-coupled receptor binding. Gene Ontology annotation, biological process: adenylate cyclase-activating dopamine receptor signaling pathway; sensory perception of chemical stimulus. NCBI's taxonomy places the organism in Eukaryota, Metazoa, Arthropoda, Arachnida, Araneae, Theridiidae. Gene Ontology annotation, cellular component: cytoplasm; heterotrimeric G-protein complex. The record is from RefSeq and is a predicted model, not a curated record.
GGUUUGAUUGCCCGGGGAACGUGCCAUUGUUGGAAAUGUGAUUCCCGUUUUUAAUAUGUUUAUUCUGUCUAUUUACAGCACUUAAAAAAAAAAAAAGAUGACUUAUUUGGAACCUGAUCAGCCUGGAAAAGUUUAUUUUUAAGAAAAAAAAAAGGGUUGUAAAAAUGGCAUGUUGUAUGACAACUGAUCCGUAUCGUCGUCACAGUAGGACUUUAGACAAAGAGAUAGAACAAUGGAUGCAGGCCUACAAAAAAACUAUAAAAUUUCUUCUGCUUGGUGCUGGUGAAUCAGGAAAGAGUACGAUAGUGAAGCAAAUGAAAAUCCUGCAUAUACAAGGAUUUUCUGAUCUGGAAAGGCAAGAGAAGGCUGCUCACAUUAGAACAAACAUUUUAGAAGCUAUUAAGGAAAUAAUUGGAAACAUGGGCAGUUUGAAGCCACCAGAACGUUUACACGAUGACAGCAAUGUUGAAAGCCUCCAGUAUAUUCAAUCUGUAAGCUUAACAGAAGAUUUUGCCUAUCCUCAGGAAUUUUAUGACCGUGUCAUACAGCUGUGGUCUGAUCCUGGUGUGCAGCGUGCAUUUAAUAGAAUGGGUGAAUUUCCACUCAUCGAUUCAACUAAGUAUUUCCUAGACAAAAUUCAAGUAAUCCGGAAAGAUGAUUAUUCACCGAGCGAUAAAGACAUAUUGCAUUGCAGAAAAAGAACUUCUGAAAUAUCCCGGAUUGAAUUUACCGUCAAAGUACCAAAGAAAUAUGGUGGAGGUUACCAGUCUUUCUGGAUGUUUGAUGUGGGUGGACAGAGAGGAGAGCGUAGGAAAUGGAUACAGGUGUUCGAAGGAAUUACGGCAAUUCUGUUUCUUGUUGCAUCGUCCGGAUUCGAUCAGACUAUACGAGAGGACCAGAAGACAAAUAGACUGCAGGAAAGUCUCUCACUUUUCCAAGAUGUCUGGAAGAGUCGGUUCCUGAAAGAAUCUGGAUUCAUUUUAUUUCUUAACAAGCAAGAUCUGUUACAGGAAAAAAUGGAAAAAGGUGCACAGAUAGAAAAGUUCUUUCCAGAAUAUGCACACUAUCAACCAAAUGACUCGGAUGAAGUAAGAAAUGAGUAUGAGAAAGCACGAUGCUUUAUUAGAGAUAUAUUUUUGGUUGAAACAAAGAAACAAACAACACUAAAAGAAGACAGUUAUUACGAUAACAGGCGAAGUUCCAAAAAUCGAGAUUGUUUUUGGCACUACACGACAGCAACAGAUACACAAAAUGUUAAAAGGGUAUUUGAAGACAUUCACACAAUGAUUGUAAUGCUCAAUCUAGACAGCAUUUCACCAGUUUGAAAUAUAUGACUUAAGUAAUGAUAUCCUUUGCAUCUUUAAAUUACCUAUAAUAAUAAUGAAUGAAUCGUCCACCCUAUUUAUAUAUAUUUGAAGAAAACAUAAAUGAAAAUAAAAUAUGACCUGACAUGAAACCGAUAAGA